CAUCUUUAUAAUUAAAGCUAUAUUCAGUCAUAUCAUAUACAAUAAAGCACAUGGGAAAAUCUCUGUCAGAGCAUGCUGCAGCUAAACCUUAUCAGGGUGUCAGAGUUAAAGACCCUGUCAAAGAACUGCUCCGGCGGAAGAGAGGACAUACAGCCAAAACAGCGCCCCCAACUGCAGUGGUGAUUCCUAACAAUGCUUUACCUCCAUGUGCAAAUCUUGGUUCUUCUGGUUUCAUGGGAAGCAACCAGAGUGCUCCAAAUGACUCAUCUGUGGAUGUUGGUACUCUAUGCCCUGGCUGGGUCGCCCAACCCAGCAGUUCAGCUGUUCUUCAGACCCUGGGUCACUGGGCUCCUCCUGAGUAUUUCCAACAUGAGCAGACCCUCUCUACCUAUUCCUCCCUCACCACCGACAUGUUUGUCCAGCCCGUGUGUCCCAGCUAUGCUGUGGUUGGGGCAUCCUCAGUGCUCACGCUGGCCCCUGCACCCCUCUUCACCAACCUUGGGACUAUAAACUCAUCCAGCUCAAGCUUGUCUCAGGUCGAUGCCCAAGACGGCUCACUGGCAUACAUUCCAUGGACUCAGUCCUUGUCUGCCUGCUCACAGACUGUGUCCAGCCCCCAACAGCAACCCAUGGUCGGGUCCUUAUCCAAACCAGAACCUGAAGUGGUGGAACCUUCUCUGGCACCUGAGGGCACCCUGGCUUUGGAGAAACUUCUGGAACAAGAGGAGAACCAGAAGGAGUCCUAUACCUGCAGUCCCACACUGUUUUCACAAGACAUUUAGGAUGUUUAGAUUCUCAUUUUGAGUAUGUUGAAAAUUCUAGCUGCUUUGUAAUAUAUGUGAUGUAGUUAUCAUGCCAUUAAAGCUCCGAAAUAUCUUUAGUGCUUUUGAAAUAGUCUAGUAUACUUGUCUAGGUAAAUGCUUUUCCAUUAUUACAUCC
Trichomycterus rosablanca is the source of this 939-nucleotide messenger RNA. RefSeq names its product POU domain class 2-associating factor 1. The transcript has 5 exons. The coding region runs from base 51 to 782 and encodes 243 amino acids. NCBI's taxonomy places the organism in Eukaryota, Metazoa, Chordata, Actinopteri, Siluriformes, Trichomycteridae. The record is from RefSeq and is a predicted model, not a curated record. Gene Ontology annotation, molecular function: DNA binding; POU domain binding.